Molecule: messenger RNA, 18668 nt
Organism: Pan troglodytes (chimpanzee)
Lineage: Eukaryota; Metazoa; Chordata; Mammalia; Primates; Hominidae
Product: serine/threonine-protein kinase Nek4-like
Exons: 12
Coding region: 4003-4296 (97 amino acids)
Source: RefSeq, a predicted model, not a curated record
UUUUAAAGCAGACAUAAAUUUCAGGAAAGCAGAAGUUACUGGCAAAAUUAUAAAUCAGUACAUGGAGGUUACACAUUGGUUUUGUCCUGAAAAGUCGUGAUAUUUUGAAGCAGGGGCUUACAGCCCCUACAUAGAUUCAAGGGUUUUCUGAUUUGUAAUUGGUUAAAGAAAGAAGAGUUGUUUUAAAAUUUGGGGGUUGGCAGAAAAAAAUGUUAGCUCUUUGGCUAAUGGAUUUGCCUCCCUCUAGCCCCUCAGGAAGAAAUUUAGCAGAAAGAAUGGCAGUCAGAAUUCAGUUUUCAGGCCCCCCUUAUCUGAGGUGUACUUGUCAGCAGAUGCCUUUGGUGGAGGUCUAGGUUUAUGAAAAAUGACUGAGGAAUGUAUGUUAAGAUGUGAUCUUUAGAACAAAACAAACAUCUUCUGACUGUAACUUCCUUGGCUGUUGUUUAGGCUACUAUUACCUUCUUGCUUAUCAAGUUCCUCAUUUCUUUCUCAGUGCUAGCUAGGUACCAGGGAUUUCCCUUGAAGGGACUCACGAUUUUCCUUUAUUUCCCUGCUUGGGGAAGCUACAGGCCCCUAACAAAGGGUCCCUGCUCCAUCACAGGAUCUUACCCACUCUGUCUACCGACUCACAUUUCAGACCUUUCUAGUGAAACCCUCACAGAUCCAGAAGUAAUGCUUUGCCAGUGUUCUAGGUGUUCCUUAAUACAGUUAGUUGACUCCUAAAACUAAACAUUACAUUGGGUUUUGGAGUGUUACCCAAGCAGGUUUCUCAUGAGGAGUUCAAAUUGCUGGGUUAAGGUGAAGCAACCAUGAUUUCCACAGAGUCAAAGUUUGACUGAGAGGUGGUUACUGCCGAAUAUCUGUGCAGUUCCCACAGGGGACAGUGAAGUGAGAUAAAGGUGGUAUUCAGCUGUCUUAUAUGGAGUAGUCACCUUGAGCAGGUUUUAUAAGGGGCUAUGUUCAAUGACCACCUUGAGGAAUGUGGAAGAGGCCACAAACUGGAAACUGUCAUGGAUUUCUAAACCCUAUUUCUGGUAUGAGAAUGUCAACACAAUGUACAAAAUGAAUGCCCAGGUUACAUAAAAUUAAAACAAUUCACAGCAACAUUUAAAAUAGGAAUUCUAGUAGCCCAAUAAUAACUCUCUCUCUAAUCCUGAGGUAGCAGGUAAAUCUAGUUGUUCAACUAAUUUGAAACUAUAGUUAAGCAUGUUUUUGCAAUAAUAGACCAGAAUACAUAUAAUGAGCUGACAAAAUUUUAUACUGAAAAGGGGGCAGUCACAGAGAAAAAAUAAUGUGUUCCAUUUAUUUUAAAAGGCAUAUUUUUUACAUCUUUCAAAUAGAGAUGAAUCAUAAUAUUGUAAAAAGACUAUUGGUUAGAAGACAGUCAUAAUGUGAUGGACUUUGUGUGAACACAAGUGAACUUGAUGUAAAAAACUUCCAUUUUCACAUUCUGGUGGUAUCUUUAACAUCAUGACUUGGAGAGGGAUGUUAGUAGAUGAGAAACAUAAUCUAUCAGAAACUCCUAUAGUUCUCUCACUACAAAUAUGGCAUCAGCAAAGCUCCUAAUUACCAGAGAUGAUGCUAGUGUAGAAAAAAUCCAUGGACAAGGUGAGUUGCACAGUGAUUUAGAAGAGUUUUAUCCAAAUAUGAGAAAUUUUAGAAAACCUUGAUUACCUAUUUUGCUUUCACUUUCUCUCUCAUGUGAUCAUAGGAGUGAUAUGACAUAAAUACACACAUUUAUAUAAGUUCAAAAGUGUAAAAAGUAAAAUAGAGGUUCCUCUUCGAAGACUUUCCUCGCCAUCUAAUUAGAAAUAAAUAGUAACUUCUCUUAGAAGCAACAUUUUUUCAAAGACCUGUGUUAACAUUCUUAAAUAUCUGCUAGCCGUAAUAAAGAAAUCAAUGUACUUUAUGUUCUUAGCUCCCAGAAUUUAACCUAAAUAUUUGCCAGCAUGCUUAUACUGGUCCAAGCAAGCAUUAGGUCAUAGCCUGUUCCUCUUCCUUAUUUGAAGGUGUUUUUACCUUUCUCCGGAUUCCACAAGUUACUUCCUCCUUCCUUUGUUCUCCUCUGCCUUUGCCUCUUUUAAAAAGUUCUAAGUUGCCAGCCAGUCGGGACAAAUACAGAAUGUGAGGUCCUGUUCCAGCCAAUGGAAACCAGACACAGCAGUAGGGUGGACGCAUCAGGUUAUAAAUGACCCUAUCUCCUUUGUUCUGUGUACUCUCAUGGCAAAAAUGCUGGUGAGUGUACCUUUUCUGAAGAAAAUAUAAAAAUGGCCUUGCUGAGGAAAUGAUAUUCAAGUGGUAUUUCUUUAUGGCACCAAGGAACAGGCAUUUCAAACAAAAAGUAUUAUUUUCAACAUAUAUGACAUAAAAUUUUUGUGAUGUCAUAGUUUUUCAAUAGUUCUAUGCUUUUAUUGUGAUGUAAAAUAAUGAUGUAUUUUACAAUUGAUACAUAUGAUACUUCUUGCAAUUACUUGAAAAAAGCUGUCACUGGUAGCAAAUAGUAACUAGUGUUUAGUGUAGACCUAUGUAAACCAAAAAUGACUGACACAGAUGGCAUUCAUUUCAGAGAAUUAUUUUGCCAAGUUUAAGGAUAAACACAAGUCACAGUAGGCUCUGUGACCUGUGCUUUUUCCAAAGCGGGUUUUGCUGACCUCCAUAUUUGUAGGGGUGAGACCUGGCAGGAGCAGGUGGAGGAUAAAGAAAGGGGAGGAAAGACAGUGAGGCAAGUACAUCCUUACGAGGCCUGGAUUAGCACUCACUGCAUCCAGAUGUUGCAUGUGUAAAGAGGAAUGGAGAAAAAGUUGAUUGUGCAUUUGUCUUGUGCGUGGUAGAUCUACAUUUUACACAAGAUAGGCAAACUUGUGAAAUUACAGCUGUCUCUUUGGGAACAAAAGGAAGGUAGUAUUAGCAUGACUCAGUUCCUGACUUUUCCUUUGGCAUAGUGAGUUUGGGAUCCCAAGAUUUUAUUUUCCUUGUUCUUCAAAAUAUUUCAGAGAAAGCAUUUUAGAAGAAAAUGAGUGUUUGGUUAUAUUUUUUCCCUAAUUUUUCAACAUUAGGAUGGUUUAUUCCUAGAAAGUUAGGAUCCACAUUUUUAAGGAGACUCAUUCUAGAAGGUUGUGAAGAAAUAGGGGGAAUAAGAAAUAAAGGGAAAAGAUAAGAAAAAAGAGACACAGCUGGAUUAUAGCAACAAAGUAGAAAGCAAUCCUUGAAAACCAAUAGACUAUAUUACAGAGCAGUCCAUAUAUAACUAGACGGUCAUGAAAAUAUUUUAUGUAAAUAAAUAAGAUGCUGUUAUUUCUCCCAAAGUUUAAGUUUUCUAGUUUCAGUCUGCAGGGCUUUACAAAAAGCACAGUUUUCUACUAAUUUGAAGUCAGAAAAAAAUGGGAAAGAAAAAAAAAAACAUUGAAAAUUUUAGUCUGGAGACUGGUAACCAGCAAAGAAUUUAGGAUCCAGUCUAGCUAAAUUGUAAACCAAUAAUAAAACUGGAAGACAAUGAACAGGGCUAGAAUCCAAUAAAAGAUGUACUAUAGUUUCAUUUGAAAUACAUUUUUUCUCUCUACAGUCUUCCAUUUUUACUAAAGAAAAAUCAUAGUAAGACCAAUUUAUUUCCAAAAUAAGUUUUAGUUUUAUUGUACUUGGCCUGAUUAUUUUCAUAAAGUGCAGCAAGACUAUUUUUUUUUCCAUAUAGGCUCUUCCAAGUUGGCAUUGAUGGAACUUUUUUUUAAACAAAGUGUCUACUAUUUUUUUCAAAUAGCCCCUCAAGCUCAAACAAGCAUUUAUUGUGCCUGCAAAUAACUGUAUGAACUGGGUGAAUUCAUCUCAUCUUGAGGUCGCAAGAUUACUUGGAGUUCCUAGGCCUGUCAGAAAGUGACAUGCGUUUCUUACAACAGAUCAGAAAAUCUGUAAAGAAACUGCAUAAAGAAGGCAUAGGGCGAGUCUCUCCAAGGGAAUUUUACUGGUUUUAUUAUUCAACCUAAAUUUCUCAAAGCAAUCUGCUCAUAGAUGAAAAUGUGCUAUUCCAGCCAAAGCCUUGACAAGAUCCUUUGGCAUUUGAGAGUUGCUUUUUGUAUACAGCCCUUUAACGGAGCAAAUGGCCAGCCAGGAAACCAAAGUGUGGACAAGGGGAAAGAAGCAUCUGUGGAGGAAGUUCUACAAGCAACCCUCCUCAUCCAUCAACACGGAGAUGCAUUGACACCCUUCUUCAAUCCAGAGGAUGGGCCAUCAACUCACAAAAGUACAAGGCCUGGAACCAGCUACAAAGUUCCUAUGGAUCACUUGGCCAGAAACAGGUUCUAACUAUGUUGCCCAAGCUGGUCCUGAACCGCUAGCCUCAAAUAAUCCUCCUGCCUGAACCUACCAAAGCAUUGGUAUUACAAGUUUGACCCACCGUGAUCAGUCCAGAGUAGGAAAUGGAAUCUUAACAACUAUCACAUGAGCUUUGAGGGUAUCCUUCUCCAGAUGAGCCUUCAGUUGAGACCUCAGCCUUGGACGUCAUCUGAAUCUGGAUUCCUGACCCAGAGCAACUGAAUUUUAUGGAACCUUGUAUUCUGUUGAAUACCAGAAUUAUAUCAGCAAUCCCAAAGUCACCAAAUGGGCAUCAUCAUGACAGCAGACUCCAUCAUGAAUUCAUGGCACCACACAGUCCCCUGAUGCUAUAACAUCAUGGAUUUCUUUUGUCCAGUGAGAGGCCCAAAAGCUGCAGCAUAGACAAUAUCAUAGUGUAGAAGGUUCACUAGACCGUGAUCAUGGGCUACAUUCUCCAUACCAGCUUUAUAGCUCCAGUGAGAAAAUAAAUUCCUGCAUCCAGGAGACGUGGAGUAAGAGAUACAGCUGCCCUUGACCAUAUUUCUUACUUCAGAGAAGAUCGUAGCAGUAAUUCAGAAUCUCAUCCAGGAUACCUCAUCACAGGCUGGAGUGCAGUGUCAUGAGCUUGGUUCACUACAGCCUCCAUCUUCUGUGCUUAAGAACCCUUCCCUCUCAACCUCCAGGGUAGCUGAGACUACAGUGAGUUCCUGAUGAGGGCAGGGAGUUGAAUCCUAAGAACAAUCAUGUGAGUUUGGAAGGAGACCCUACCCCAGCUGAGCCUCAGCCUGAGCCAUCCCCUACAUCUAGACCGAAGACCCAGAGAAACUGCUCCAUCAGGAACUUUGCAGGACCGUGCACUCUGUUGAUACUCACAUGGUGGAAUUAUAUUGCCCUUGGCCAACCUAAAGCCAUCAAGAUAGCAGGUUUGGAAUAAUUCACUGUUGAAGUCUUCUUGAGCUGAGCAGUCAUGUGAGCUUGGAAGAUGAUCCCUCUCCAGCUGAUCCUUCAGGUCAGGCCAUCAUCUACAUCUGGAUUCCUGACCCAGAGAAACUAUGAGUAAUGUAUGCUGCUUUUGAGCCACUAAGCUAUAUAGUAAUAGGCUAUGCUUCAAUAAACAAUAAUACACUUGAUGAUAAAUGUAAUAUGUUAUUCUGAAUUAGAUCCAAAAACAGAAAAAUGGAAUUAGUGGAAAACCUGGUAAAAUAUGAAGACAGACAAUACUUUAGUUAAUAGUUUUGUACCUUUAUCAAUUUCUGAGUUUUCUUAGAUAUUCUGUGGUUAUGUAUGAUAUUAAUAUUACAGGAAAUUGAAGGAUAUAUAAAACUUUAUGUAAGAGCUUAGCACUGCUCUAUCAAUCUGAAAUUAUUUUAGAAUAAAUAGGAAGUGUAGACAUGCUCAUAUAUUUGAGAUCAGGACUUGCUGUUAACUUAAAUGGGCUUUUGUGGGACCUGAAACUCAUGAUGCAAAUGCAGUAUUAUUAUAAAAUAUAAGUAAUAUUAGUUUCUAUUUUAUUCACUCUAUUCUUCCGGGAACACCAAAGCCCAUCUAUUCUCUCAAGUAGUAUCCAAAAGUAGGAUUGAGUCUAGUAACAAGUAAACAGCACAGAAGAUUGUAUGGAAACUAUAAUGCAUUUACAUUUGUAGUAACUAAUCAUAAAAUGACUUGCAGGAUAAUUAUCCACAUAAUUAGAAUGACCAUGGGAAAGAGAAAAAAAGUAGAAAUGCAACUUUCUGAAUUUAGAAACUGUAUCUAGGCAAGUGUGGUGGCACACACUUACAGUUCCAGCUUCUAGGGAGAGCGGGUAGAAUGAUCACUUGACACGAGGAGUUUGAGGCUGUAGUACACAAAAAUUGUACCUGUGAAUAGCCUCUGCACUCCAGCCUGGACAAUACAGUAAGGCCCAUCUCUAAAAUAAAUAAAUAAAUAAAUAAAUGGAUUUAUACUACAAGUUUCAGAGAUUGUUGUUUAUAUUUCUAUGAUUAGGGCUGAAAUUAUCUAGAUUUUUCUGUUUUUAGAGAGCUGCCAUGAUAUGGUUUCGCUCUGUGUCCUCACCCAAAUCUCAUCUCAAAGUGUAAUCCUCAUGUGUUGGAGGAGGGGCCUGGUGGGAGGUCAAUGGAUCAUGGGGGCAGAAUUCCCCCUUGCUGUUCUUUUGAUAGUGAAUGAGUUCUCAUGAGAUUGGAUGGUUUUGAAGUGUGGCACUUCCCCCCCAACUCCACCCCUCUCUCUCCAGCUGCCAUGUAAGAUGUGCCUUACUUCCCCUUUGCCUUCAAUCAUGACUGUAAGUUUCCUGAGGCCUCCCCAGCCAUGCAGAAAUGUAAGUCAGUUACACCUUUUCUCUUCAUAAAUUACCCAGUCUCAGGUAGUUCUUUACAGCAGUGUGAAAAUGGACUGACACAGAAAAUUGUUACUGAGAGAGUGGGGUAUUGCUAUGAAGAUAACUGAAAAUGUAGAAGCAACUUUUGAACUGGAUAACAGGCAGAGGUUGGAAGUUUGGAGGGCUCAGAAGAAGAUAGGAAGAUGUGGGAAAGUUUGGAACAACAUAGAGACUUGUGGAAUGGUUUUGACUGUGUGAACCCCAAAUAUCUGAGACAGGUCUCAGUCAAUUUAGAAAGUUUAUUUUGCCAAGGUUAAGGACACACCCAUGACACAUCCUUAGGAAGUCCUGAGACAUGUGCCCAGGUGGUCUGGAGUACAGCUUGCUUUUACAUUUUAUACAUUUUAGGGAGAUAUGAGACAUCAAUCAGUAUGUGUAAGGUACGUUGGUUUGGUCCUGUAAGGUGGGACACCUCGAAGUGUGGGCUUCCAGGUUAGAAGUAGGUAAGAGACAAAAAGGUUGCAUUAUUUUGAGUCCUUGAUCAGCCUUCUACUGAAUACACAAUUUAGUCUGGCUCCAUGAAUCUGUAUUUUUACAUAAACAGUAGUGGAGAGGAAGCAAUCAGAUAGGCAUUUGUCUCAGGAGAGCCUCAAAGGGAUGACUUUGAAUAGAAUGGGAGGCAGGUUUGCUCUAAGCAGCUCCCAGCGUGACUUUUCCCUUUACCUUAGUCAUUUUGGGGUGCCAAGAUUUAUUUUCCUGUCACAACCAAAAUAUUGAUAGUAAUAUGGACAGUGAAGUACAGGCUGAAUGGACUCAGAUGGAGAUGAGGAACUUAUUGGGAACCAGAGAAAACGUCACUCUUGCUGUACGACUGGUGGCAUUUUGCCCCACCCUAAAGAUCUGUGGAACUUUGAACUUGAGAGAGAUGAUGUAGGGUAUUCUGGCAGAAGACAUUUCUAAGCAGCGUUUGACAUGUGACCUGGCUGUUGCUAAAAUUCUAUGUUCCUAUGCGUGAACAAAGAGAUUACUUGAAACUGAAACACAUUUAAAAGGGAAGCAGGCAUAAAACUGGAAAAUUUGCAGCCCAACCCGUCCCCAUUUUUAUUAGGACAAAUUAUAGUAGGACACAAUUACCAUCAAAAUAAGUUUUAGUCUUAUUAUACUUAGCCUGAUUAUUUGCAUAAAAUACGACCAGAAUAAUUAUUUGCCAUAUAGGCUCUUUCUAAUUUGGCAUUGCUGGAACCUUGUUCUAGAAGGAAUCUCUGAUUGGACUUUUUUUUUUUUUUUUUUUUUUUUGAGACGGAGUCUCACUCUGUCCCCCAGGCUGGAGUGCAAUGGCAUGAUCUUGGCUCACUCAACCUCCACCUCCCGGGUUCAAGCAAUUCUCCUGCCUCAGCCUCCUGAGUAGUUGGGAUUACAAGCGCCCACAACCAUGCCUGGCUAAUUUUUGUAUUUUUAGUAGAGACGGGGUUUGGUCAUGUUGGUCAGGCUGGUCUUGAAUUCCUGACCUCAGGUGAUCCACCCGCCUUGGCCUCCCAAAGUGCUGGGAUUGCAGGCAUGAGCCACCACGCCCAGCUGAUUAAAAGCCUUGAGUCCACCUAUGGAUUUAUAUUGUGCCUACAAAUAGCUAUAUAGAUUGAGUGAAUUCCUCUUUUCUUAAGGUUCCAAGAUAAAUUGAGGAUUUUAAAAAAGUGAUUUUUUACUUACCACCAGUCAGGAGCCCCAUACAAGGACUGUGUAGACAAGUUAUGAGGGCAGUUUCCACAAGGAGCUUUUGUCAUCUCUAUACAUCAACUUUAAUUCCUUAAGGCAUUCUGUUUAUAUCUGAAAGUAUGCCAUUCUGUUGAUAAAAUAUAACCAUAUCUUUGGUAAAAUAACUGGUGUCUCCACUUGUGUUCUGUUACGAAAGAAAACAGAUAAACAGAUUCUUAUUGCACUUAUGUAAAAACUGUAUCUGCAUAUGUUAAGAAUAUACACAAAUAGUUUUCAAAUUUUGGUGAAAUCUGAUUGAGAAAAAGAAGGAUGCUCCACAUUUUGCUCACAAGAGUUUACCUUACUCAAUUGUUAAAAGCUGUAAAUAGCUCAAGAGAAAAGUAUUUUCUUUACUGUGAAAGCCAAAGCAAAAAUAAUCAGCAUUUCAAGCAAAAAGUCAUAAAUCUUCUAUUAAUAGAUUCUAGCUGAAACAAACAGGCAGUAUUUCUGGCUCUGAACUUUACCAAAGGUAACUUCCCAUGUGAAAGCCAUAAGCCUUAACUAAGAUUAUGACUUAACCAUGGAUGCAUGAGGUGUCUUAAAGAGAUGGCAAGCAGUUUUUAAAAGAUUUAGGAUAUCUCCAAAGAUAGCUCAGAGAGAGAAAAAUUCAAGACAGAAAGUCAGAAGAUAUCCAUGCAGAGAAAGAUAAUCAAUAAGUGGUGAAAAGUCUCCAAAUAUCACACCAGAAAUGACUUAUUAUUUGACCUGAGAAUCAAACCCACGCUGCUGCAAUAAAAGGGCAAAACCGUAGUUACUGGCUGCAGUGUGGGGCAAUACUGUUCAUUUUCCCAGAAACAAUCUAGAAGAGGCAGCUCUGAGCUUGCAAAUGAUUUUAACUGUUCCAGAGAAUUUUUAAGUCUAGCCGUGACAUUACUACUAUGUGUCCUUUCAGAUUAACUGCCUGACAUUAACCCCAAAAUUCCCACCCUCCGUAUGUGGAAGACCAAGGAAGAGUACCCUUAAAGGGUUACAAAGUCAACUUCUCAAAGACAAGAGGGAAAUCUCAUCUUUUUUAUCAGGGACCCACAGCAAAGUUUGUAACUGACCUGUCUGCAGGGCCAGCUUGAACACCAGGCAUAUGGGAGUCCUAGGCCCACAUUCUAUCCUGUGGUACUUCUCUCCGUGACAGAUUGAUAUAGAAAGACCAAAAAACUAAAAAAAUAUAUAUAUUUUUUUCCCUAUUAAGCAAACCUUGCAGAGGAGAUAAACAGUGAUAUUUCCCAUUAAUUUGACUGGUUUGCACAGAGUGGCCAGAUGCCUGGCUAAUUAGUAAUUCUUACCCUUUUUGCCUCCUUGCCAGUUUUCCAGGUUCCCUUUCUCUGCAGCUUCCAGGAGAGUGGAGAGGCUUUUGAUGAGCCUGUUUGCUGCACCAUAGCUGUGGCGGGGGCUAAGCUAUGUCACAAAAGAAAAUCCGUUUUCAUUUAAUGAAACCAUAGGCAAAAGCCUCUCAAUUUUGCAAUAUGCCACCCAGUGGGCUGCAAGGAGAACCAAAUUAACAUCUUCCAUUUUGGCCGGAGCAAAAUGCAUAUGACAAAAUACAAACACUUGUCACCCCACUUAGCACCCAGGUAUUAACCUGGCGAAGCUCAAACUUGUACCCAUUGUCCCCUGUCGUCUGUGAUCCACUCAAAGUGGGGAGGGAUGACUUCUGACCAGGAGUUUCAAUGGGAGGUCUCCAGGCAAGAUGAAAGUGUGGAUGGUCACCCUGAGUUAGAUCUGUUCAGCUCCUGCUAACAAUUCCUUAAGGGCUCACCAAAUGUGAGUGAUCAAACUAAGCAAGACUGCUAUCAGCAUUUCCUUCAGAGAUCUCCCCAUAUACAAACACACAUGAUGAAAUAAAGAAAAACAGAGGGCCUUCCAAACCAACACAUCUGACUAGAUUCCAAACCAGAAGAGUAUUCCUCCAACAAGUCCCCCGUUUCCAUCUAACGGGGGAUAAGUCGUCCAAAACCGAGACUCUUCCUACAAUUUAGCGAGAGAUAAACAGUCCCCUUGACCUGGCUACUUUGCCUUGAAGGUCAACAGAGACUCUUUCUACAAACUUAGAAAGAGUUGGACAGUUUGUACGAUGGAGCUGCAAUGCCUCUAAGGGGACCAACAAAUCAGGAGAAGGGGAACACUCACCAAACCAGGUUAAAAGGUGUCUUCCAGGAACUAUCCAUUGCAAUUUGAUCCAUGCAUUAUGGUCAACAGUAGCUCACUGGUAGAGAGUGUGCCAGAGGCAGUCUUUAGUUCAAGAGACCUAGGCGGACACUUGCUGGCCUCCAGUCUGCCACUGGUGAGGGGCUGCAGAACCAUGGGCAGGUACCCACAAGGGCUAUCCCAGAUGAGCUCCUCAAUUUGUAAUGGCCUCAUGGGUUCAUUUCCGCUGCUGCCCAGAUAGAGCCAAUUUAUCAAGACAGGGAAAUUGCUAUAGAGAGAGAAUUUAAUACACAUAGAGGUGGCUAAUGGAAGACCACAGUUUUUUAUUACUCAAAACAGCCUCCCCAAAAAUUCAGAGGCUAGGGUUUUAUGUAGAGAGUUUGGUGGGCAGGGGGCUAGAGAAUGGAGAAUUUUUACUGGUUGGGUCAGGGUUGAAAUCACAGGGAGCAACAGCUGUCCUUUUGCAUUGAGUCAGUUCCUGGGUGGGGGGCCACAAGUCCAGAUGAGCCAGGUUACUGGUUUGGGUAGCACCAGCUGAUUCAUCAGAAUGCUGGGUCUGAAAAAUACUGCAAACACCAAUCUUAGGUUUUACGAUAUUAUUGUUAUCUCUAGGAACAAUUUGGGAGGUUAGUAAUCUUGUCGCCUCUGGCUGUGUGACUCCUGAGCCAUACUUUCUAUUCUUGUGCUUAAUUUUUUGGUUUUACAAAGGCCAUCUGGUCCCCAAGCAAUGAGCAGGUUUAUUUCAUUGAGGGGCUUUUAUUAUCUUUUUUUCAAAGUUAAGCUAUAAACUAAAUUCCUCUUAAAGUUAGUUUGGCCUUUGCCUAGGAAUGAACAAGGGCAGCUUGGAAGUUAAAAACAAGAUGGAGUCAGUUAGGUCAUAUCUCUUUGAGUGUAAUAAUUUUCUCAUAAUUUUUUAAAGGUGAUUUCAGGAUAAGAAUAAUGUACAUGUUCCAAAAGAGAGAAAUAGACAAAAUUUAAAAUGUAACAGGUCCCAAGCAAGUUCAAAAUCCAGCAGGGUCAACAUUAUAUGUUAAACCUGGAAUAUAUUUUAUUCUCUGUAUCUGACUUCUGAACACACUGGGGUGAGGGUUGGACUCACAAAACAUCAGGCAGUGUUAUUCUAUGACUUUGCUUGGUAGAGUCCCCAUGGGUGCUGUACUGGUUGCAGUCAGCUACCUCAGGUUUUUCCCAGGCAGGCAUUGCAUGCAGACUCCACACUUCUGGGGUUCUGGCAGUGGUACCACUUCCUCUGCUUCACUAGGCAUUACUCAUAUGAGGACUCUCUGCAGGGACCUCACUUCCGCGGCUUCGCUUGGCAUUGCCCUGGUGAACUCUUUGCAGCAGUUCCAGUUCCACAUUUGUGUUUGGUAUCCCUCUAUAGGGGGCUCUCUUCAGUAGAUCUGCCCUUAUCACAAGUCUCUAGACUACCAGGCUUUUGAAGAAAUCCUUUGAAAUUUGUGGAGGCUGCCAAGACUCCACAGUUCUUCAUUUCUGUAAGCCUAUGUAAUUAUCACCACAUGAUCACCUCUAAGGUCUGGGCCUUAUACCUUUCAGAGCCAGAUCACCUUGGGCAUUUGAGCCAAUGCAGCUGGAAUUAGCACCCUGACAUGGUACAGGACAGUGGCCCAGCCAGCCUGUCCCCAGAAGUCCUUCUGUCUUCCUAGGCCACUGGGCCUGUAAUGGGAAGGGCUGUCUGGAAGAAAACUGAACUGCUGUGUGGCCUCUCUCUCAUUGCCUUGUCUAUUAACGACUGGCUCCAUUUUAGCCAUGCUAAUCUCUGGCAAGUUGUGGUUCUGACACCCUUAAUUUUUUCUCCUGCAAAUGCUCUUUCAUUCUCUCUACCACAUGGCCAGGCUGCAGUUUUGCACAAUUUUUUUUGUACUUACAUUUUCUCUACCAGUUCACCUUAAGUGGUUAGAAGUAACCACACUACAGCCUGAACCCUUUGCAGCUUAAAAAUAUCUUCUGCCAGAUUCCCCAGUUCAUCACUCUGAAGUUAGUCCUUUCACAAAGCCCUUAGGCAUGAACGCAGUUCAGCCAAGUUAUUUGCCAAUUUUUAACAGAGAUGUUCUUGACUCCAGUUUCUAAUACUUUUUUCUUCGUUACAUCAGAAAUCUUGUCAGAAUAGCCUUUACUUUCCAUAUUUUUAUCAGCAGUCUGGUCACAACCACUUUGUCAAUCUCUAAGGACUCCUAAAUUUUUCCUAGUCUUCUUAUCUUCUAAAUCCUCACAAGAACACCGGCUUUUUAUAUUCUGCCUCUCCAGAUUCUUCUAGUCUCUGCCCAUCACUGAGUUUCAAAGCCACUUUCACAUUUUCAGGUAUUCUUUUUCAGCAAUGCCCCACUAAUUGUUACCAGUUUUCCAUAUUAGUCCCUUUUCUGUUGCUUGUAACCGAAUACAAAAAAAAACUGGGUAACUUGUAAAGAAAAAAAAAAGUAUUUCUUAAAGUUGUGGAGGCUGGUAAGUCUAAGGUUUAGGGGCCACAUCUGGUGAGGGCCUCUUGCUGGUAGGGACUCUCAGAAGAGUCCUUAGGCCAUGCAGGGUAUCAGCUGAUUGAGGGUCUGAGCAUGCUAGUGAAGGUCUGUUUUUCUCUUAUAAGGCCAACAGUUGCUCUCACAUGAUAAUCCAUUAAUAUGUAAAUCCAUGAAUGAAUGGAUUCAUCCAGGAGGCUAUAACUCCUGCAUCUUUCAUGUCCUUGAUGGUGGUGGUAAUCUCUGCAAUCCUUCCAGGUAUAUGGUUAUGAAUGUGAUUUUCCAUUUUCCUAGGUAGAGGCAGCUCUAGUGCCUUCCAUUUAGGCUUUCACCAUACUAGCCCUCACUCCACAGGUCAGGGAACCAGUGUGGGAAAUGUGCCAGGAGCUAAGUUUGUCUAUUACAGCUGUGCAUCUGGAACUGGGGAAAUCACCAAAGUAAGUGUUUGGGGACCCACUGGCCCCACUGUGAUUUGAUUUAAAACUUGAUUAAUCACUUAACCUUCAUAAUCACUUACUCUGACUGAGUGGUCCACAGUGAUGUUUUGGGUCUUCUGGAAUCAAUGUAAGUUCAGAGCAAGUGUCUAGUAGUCCCCUCAAAGUUCUUACUAUAUUCAUUUCCAUAAAACACAUUUACCCUGGUUAAAGGUUGUAGGUUCCUUUGGGGAAGGAUAGGAGAAGACUAACAGUAAAAAGUUUUCAUGGUAUACCUUGGUCCUUCAUCAAGGGGACCUAGUUUCCACUUCAUUCAAGGCAUUCUUGACUGUAAGCUGGCUCAAGUCUGGGAUUGAGUAUGGGCUAUGUUUCUCUACUUUUAUGAUUUGAAUUAGACUUUUGUUCACUUAACCUAAAUGUUUUCAGUCUUUUCAGGUCGAUUAAGAAAGUCUUAGGCUUCUUACCUAUUUCAUUUCUAAGAACACCAUGUGGCCAACACCAUAGAUCUACUUGAGUCAGACUAACCUGAAUAUUCCCUUACCUUUGAUGACUAUGAUGGUAACUAUGCUAAUCUUGACUUUGAAGGUUGGCAGCUACCGAGUAGACCCAGGACCCCUGGGAUCCAGUUAUUCCCAGUGCAUUUAAAUUUUCCUGUUGAGUGACUGUGGUUCUCAUUAUAAGAUUCAGCCUACAGAGAAGAGCAAUCAGGAGGUUCUUCAGGGAUGCUUGGGCUCCACUCACAAAUCUAUUUCUCACAGCAUUGGUGAAAGGUGUGUCUUCUGGCCCCUCCAGGUGUGGCUGAGUAGAAUUUCAAAUGUCAAAUGCACUCUAGAGUCCCAUUCAUUCUAAGCCUUUGAAUCUCUUCCUCUACAUUAAGUCAAGGGAGAUCAGGCAUAUCCAGCUGGAUGAAAAAGGGCCACCUUUUGAUUCAUGAUUCAACCAACCAAUCAAACAAGCUGUUAGAGCCCUUUCUAACUACCCAUACAUUAAAACCAGAAUCUUUGUAUAAUGGGCCCAUAUAAAUAAAUUUGGCUUGAUCCAACUUUAUGUUUCCUCCACCACUAUCCCAACACUUAAUAUUCUUUUCCACACGAGUCCCACAGAUUUGGUUAUACAAAUUAGAAAACUGAAAUUGUUUUCUUGGACUGUAAUGAACCUCCCAUGGGUCACACAUAUAAGGUGUAUCACCUUUAAAGGCCUACUGGAACUCAGGACUAAUGAUAGGUCUAGAAGGAAAAAGAGGUGGGUCCUGAGGAGAAUCAUCAUUGCAUUACUUGGCAACUGCCUCCAGGAAGUCCAUUACCUUUUCUCAGUUAAGCCUGGGUUAAUCCCUUCAGACAGAACUGCUUAUACCAAUGAAGACGGGGAGACCACUGCCAAGGGGGUGGGUUUAAGGGGCCACUUCUGCUGGCAAAGAAGACAUCAGAAUUUCAGAGCCCAAUGUCUCCAGCCUCAACAUGGUCUCCCCAAAUGUUCCCAUCCCAAUUUACAGGGUCCCAUUCUUUCCUAAACAGUGCUCUAAAUUUACAGUAGACACCAUGCUAGGCUGAAAGUGCAACUUUCAUUGUAAUUUAGCCAAUUGCAUGGCGUGGGAUUGCAUUUGAUUUUCAGCAUUUUCAUCCCUGUGACUACAGGAGAUACAAUUCUAACCUCAGAGCAUAGAUAGAAGCUCUGUUUUUUAUGUGGAGCUGGAUUCUGAAUUUGAAUCUUUUAGCUUCUCUUUUUUAUUUUUCCCUUUGCUCAGCAACACUAAUAGCAGAGUCCUUAGUUUUCCAUAGAUGUUUGAAGAUGUGCUAUCAAGAGUCACUAAAUGCCUUGCCUCUUACCAAUGGUUGAUUAGGAGUGCCAAAGGCGGAUGUUUGCAUGUCACUUAAGCAGUUCAUGAUGUGGACUAUCAGUGGUCUCCAUACUAUUAGAAGUCUUCAGCAUUUUUACUUAUCAUCAGGUUAGAGACCCAAUUUUAGAAAUCCCCAAAACAAAUAAAGAAAACAUCCUUACAAUUCUGGCUCUCUACAGCCAUUCAUGGUUUAAAGAAAAAAAAAAUCUGUGUUAGUGUCCUCCAGAGAGACAGACCAAUAGGAUAGAUACAUAGAUUGGCAGAUGGUGGAGUAGUAGCAUGGCUCAUUCUAAGGCUGAAAGUCUCAGAAUGAGGAAAGUUGACAGUGUAAUUCUCAGUCUGAGGUCAAAGGCCUGAGAACCUGAAGGGAUGCAGAAGUAAGUCCUGGAAUCCCAAGGACAGACAGCCAGUAGUUAAGGUGUCCAAGGGCAGGAGGCAGAGAAUGUACCAGCUCCAGGGGAGAGGGAAUGCAAAAUCAUUCUCACUUCUUUUUUUUUUGUUCCAUCUGAACCCCCAUCCCACUGGAUGGUGCUUACCCACAUAGAGGGUGGAUUGUUACAGAACCCAACUCAGGUCUGUUCACACAGAUAUCUACACUGACACUUGCGGUGGGAGAAAAAGAGGUGUUCAAUUGAAGAGUGUCAAACAAGGAGGAUCAGGCAGCUAAUGCUUAGAUUUCUACCUCCCCAAUGUCUUGUACAUAAGGGUUUUUAAUAGCAGGGUAAAUUUCAGUAAAGUAGAAGUUACUGGUAAAAUUAUAAAUCAAUACAUGGAGGUUACACAUUGGUUUUGGCCUUAAAGGGUGGAAUAUCUUGAAGCAGGGGUCAAACAGAGGUUUAUAGGUCAUAGGCAGAUUCAAGGAUUUUCUAACUUGCAAUUGAUUAAAGAAGAGAAGCUUUGUUUUAAAACUUGGGGUCAGCAGAAAAAAAUGUUAGCUGUGACUCAUGGAUGCGACUCCCUCUAGGCCCCUCAGGAAGAAAUUCAGGAAAAAGAAUGGCAGUCAGAGUUCAGUCUUCAGGUCCCCCUUAUUUGAGGUCUACAUAUCAGCAGAUCCAUUUGAUGGGGGCCUAGGUUUAUGAAAAAUGACUCAGGAAUAUAUGUUAAGAUGUUAUCUUUGGUUUCCACAGGGAACCAAACAAACGUCUCCUGACUCUAAAGUCCUUGGGCUACUAUUACCUUCUUGCUUAUCACUUUCCUCAUGUACUUCUUAGUGCUAGCUAGGUACCGGGGAUUUUCCUUGAAGGAACUUGAGAUUUUCCUUUAUUUCCCUGCUUGGGGAACCCAAAGCCUCCUCACAGGUGUCCCUGAUCCAUCAGAGUAUCUUCCCCACUCUGUCCACUGACUCACAUAUCAGACUUUUAUGAUAAAACCCUCACAGACCCAGAAGUAAUUCUUUGCCAGUGUUCUAGGUAUUCCUUAAUACAGUUAGUUGACUCCAAAAACGAAAUAUCACAAUUGGGUUUUGGAGUGUUACCUAAGCAGGUUUCUCAUGAGGGGUUCAAAUUGGUGAGUUAAGGUCAAGCAAGCAUGAUUUCCAAAGACUCAUGCUGUGCCUGAGAGGUGGUUACUGCAGAAUAUCUGUGCAGUUCCCACAGGGGUCAGUGUGGGUGAGAUAAGGGUUGUGUCCAGCUGUUCUACAUGCAGUAGUCACCUGUUGGAGGUUUUAUAAGGCGAUAUCUGGAAUGACUACAUUGAGGACUUAGAGGAGUGUGCAAAAUGGAAACUGCCAUGGAUUUCUAAACCUCGUUUCUGGUAUUAGCAAGUCAAACCUAUAUCCAAAAUGAAGGACCAGGCAUUAUAAAAUUAAAAGAAUUCACAGCAAUAUUUAAAAUAGAAAUUUGAGUAGUUCACUAAUAACACUGAUAUCUCUAAUCCUGGGGUAGAAGUUAAAUCAAGUUGUUCAACUUUUCCUCAGUAAUAGACCAGGAUACAUAAGAUGAGACACCAUGAUUUUAUACUGAGAAAGAGGCAGUCACAAAGAAAAACAGUGUGUUCUAUUUGUUUUAAAGGGCAUAUUUGUACAUCUUUCAAAUAGAGAUGUAUCAUAAAAUUAAUGUUGUUAAAAACACGAUUGGUCAGAAGACAGGCAUAAUUUGAUUGCUUUUUUGUGCACACAUAUAAACUUGGUGUAAAAACACUUCCAUUUUCACAUUCUGGUGAUAUCGUUAAACAUUAGAACUUGCAGAGUGAUAUUGGUAGAUCAGAAAAAUAAUCUAACAGAAAGUUUUAUGGUACUCUCGCAAUAAGUGUGGCAUCAACAAAGCUUCUAGUCAUCAGAGAUGAUGCUAACAUAGGAGAAAUCAUGGACAAGGUGAAUUGAAAAGUGAUUCAGAAGAGUUUGAUCUAAAUAUGUGACAUUUUAGAAAACACUUGUUACCUAUUUUCCUUUCUUUUUUUAUCUUAUGUGAUCAUAGGAGUGAUAUAAGACCAUUACCCACAUUUACGUAAGUUCAAAAUAGUUAUUUUCAAUAUAUAUGUAUUUUCUAAGUGAUAAAAAGUUUCUGUGUUACAGUUUUUCAAUGGUUUUGUGUUUUUAUUGUGACAUAAAAUAAUGUUGUAUUUUUAUAAUUGAUGCAAAUGAUACUUACAGGUGCUUGUGAUAGCAACAAAAGGCAGAGAAAUUCUAGGCAGACAGAGGUCCCUAGUAAAGCCCCACCCUCAAGCAAAAAAGCCUGAGACUGUGGUCCAAAGUGCGAACUUAUAUACCUGUUUUCCUGCUUGAAUGUUACCUUUUCCUAAACCACCCAUGGCCCACCCCACCCCAUCCUGUGCCUAUAAAAACCCUAGACUCAGCCAACAGAGAGAAGCAGCUGGACAUCAGGGACUAUGGCUGGAUGUAGAAGAGAAGCAGCUUGACUUCAGAGGGACAGCUCAAUAGCAUAACUUCAGAUAAGAAUUCAGGUGGAGAUGGCCAGCCUUCAGGGGAAGAUUACCUGCCUCCCCAUUCCCUCUUCAGCUCUCCUUCUCAAUGAGAGCCAUUUUAUUAGCAAUAAAAUCCCCCACAUUUAGCGUCCUUCAAUUUGUUUGUGUAACCUCAUUUUUCCUGGAUGCCACACAAGAGCUAGGGAGCCUCAAGUGUGUAUACAGAAGGCUGUCACACUGGUCCUUUGCCCUCGCUGGUGGAGGGCAGCCACCUCACAUGAAAAGGCAGAGGGCCCACUGAGCUAUUAACACUUAGGCCACCCGUGGACAGCAGAGCUUAAAGACAACUGUAACACACCCUCUGUGAAAAAAAACACACACACGUAUUCACAUGCUGUCCUAUAAUUUUUUUUUCUGAAAAUACAUCUUACUUUCCCUAAAACUUUGCAUGUAUCUAGUAGAUUUAACUACAUAUAUUAAUUGUAAUUUUAACUGUCAGCAACUCUGAUUUUUAGUGAAAAACCUAAGAAGUAAGCAUUUUUUUUUUGUUU